AUGUCCAAGUUGCACUCCAGGCCCAAGGAGAGCAGCUUUCUCCACCCCGAACACGUAGACGGGUGCGGGCCCCGCGCGGCAGGUGAAGGUGCUGCGGGGACCCCGCCGCCCGGCCUGCGCCCAGACCCCUGCCCCGCCGCCACCUGGGGAGAAGGACCCCGCUGGCCUCCCAGGAACCGCCACCCUGGCCGCACACGGAGCCUCCGCCGGCCACGGCAGCCCGAGCUGGGGGAGGGGGCGCCCCCGCGGGGAGCGGGGGAGGGGAGGGCCGGCCCCGCCAACGUCGGCGACCUGGGCGCAGGUCGGCCGCCCUCCCCCGCUGCGCGGCCACGGCCCGGGGGUGCCCCACCGAAGCCCAGGGAGGAGGCGGCGGAGCCCAGCUUGCGGCCAAGAACGCCCCAGCGGCGCCGCCACGGGACUUGGGAAAGUUUGUGCGCGCUCCUUCGCGCCACGGCCACGCGCAGAGAAGACUCAGAGCCGGGCCCGGGCCCGGCCCGGCGCCGCCACGCGCGGUGGUGCCGAGGAGUUGGGAAAUUAAUCACCUCCAGAAAGCGGAGGGAGCGCGCCCCGCAAGAACUCGAGCGGAAACAACCGAAGACCAGAAAGGGAGCAGGAAGGACGGCUGCUCUGGAAGCAGAUGUCACCAGUACCGCCCACCUCCCCAAAAUCACAGAAGACAAACCUCAAAGGAUGCCCACCACCAUCGUAAACGGAUGGCCCCACCAGCACGAGGUCCUACAGCGCAGUGAAGCUCCCAGACGGCUCCCGGACUUUCAUUCCCUCAUUCCCACGUCCCUUAUGUCCCUCACUUUCAUAAACUAUCUCCGCCCGAUUCCUUGCCAAUCAACUUCAUCUUCCCCCAAAAUAUAAAACCCCCUUCCU
Rhinopithecus roxellana (golden snub-nosed monkey) is the source of this 882-nucleotide messenger RNA. RefSeq names its product ESX-1 secretion-associated protein EspI. The coding region runs from base 1 to 870 and encodes 289 amino acids. The transcript has 2 exons. NCBI's taxonomy places the organism in Eukaryota, Metazoa, Chordata, Mammalia, Primates, Cercopithecidae. The record is from RefSeq and is a predicted model, not a curated record.